AUGACAGACUCUCUGUCUCUCUCCACACCCCUUUGACGAUCAAAAGGCAAAAUUUUCUCCACCAUCAGAAAAUUUUCCCACAUUUUCCCGCACUUUCCCACUCUGGUUUCUCAAGAUUCGAACACGUUCCCCGCAUUUUGGAUGAUCAAAAUAUUUUCUGCAAUGCAGCUCACAGUCUCUGUCUUUUCGAGAUUUUGUUCAGCACCUUUGCUUUACCUCACUCCAGAAUCAUACUAAGCAACCUCUGGGACUGUAAAUUCCACCAAAUCCGAGACCUUUUCUUCUUUUUUGUAAUCAAAGAUUUUCGAAUCGGUGGUUGCUUGGUCCUAGGACGGGAUUAUCAGAGAAGUCUAGGACACUUCUGGAAAAAAGGAAAACAGCUUUGUCAUAAUGUCGGGCCCACCGAGACUUCGAUCGCAGAAUAUCGCCGAUACAGAAUCGCGACCUGUUCUCGGACCCGCCGGAAACAAGGCGACGCCAACUGAUAACCGUAAACCGGCAUCGAAACCUCUAAAGAAAGCGGAGAAACCGUCACAAGAAACGGAGAAGAAAGCGGGGGUUCAUCAUCAUUCGCCGCCGCAACGCUUCACGGUGCCGAUGAUUCUGAGGCGACAGAAGCAGCAGCAGCAAGAGCACCACCAGUACCAGACGAUGCUGUUGAAUUCGUCGAUGAAUGCGUCGUGUUCUUCUGAUGCAUCAUCGUCGACGACGGACUCAUCGCAUAGCUGGAGGGCUUCACGGCGGAGUGUUCCACCGCUUAGGAAGAAGCAUUUUGGUUCAAAAGCAGAGAAAGUUGAGAGAGUUGGGAGUGGGACUGGGAGUGUGCUGGUUAAGAAAUCAGUUGGUAAUGAGGUGGUAGCAGAGGAUUCGACUGAAGUCGUGGAUACCAAACGACGGUGCGCUUGGAUUACACCUAACACGGAUCAAUGUUAUGUUGCUUUUCAUGACGAAGAAUGGGGAGUUCCAGUCCAUGACGACAAGGAAUUGUUUGAAUUGCUCAGCCUUUCAGGUGCUUUGGCUGAACUUCCAUGGCCUGCAAUUCUAAGCAAAAGGCAUAUUUUUAGAGAAAUUUAUUUGGACUUUGACCCUAGUGCCGUUUCAAAACUAAACGAGAAAAAAAUAGCUGCUCCAGGAAGCGUUGCUAUUCCUUUACUGUCAGAACUAAAGCUGCGAUCCAUUAUUGAAAAUGCCCGUCAAGUCUGUAAGGUAGUUGAAGAAUUUGGGUCAUUUGACAAGUAUAUAUGGAAUUUCGUGAAUCAUAAACCAAUAAUUGGCCAAUUCCGGUACCCUCGACAGGUUCCUGUCAAGACCCCAAAAGCCGAGGUCAUAAGCAAGGAUCUGGUAAAAAGAGGAUUCCGCAGUGUGGGUCCGACUGUCAUCUAUACGUUCAUGCAAGUGGCUGGAUUGACGAAUGAUCAUCUUAUCAGUUGCUUCCGUUUUCAAGAGUGUUUAGCAACCGGCGGAGAAGAAUCAAGUGAAAAAGAUAGCUUGUUUAAGACCAAAAUAGAAGAGUUAUUACAUGAGGACUCUGUUGACUUGGACUAGCAACAACUAUAUAGGACGAUGAAUUCGGCUUCGCCGGAUCAAAGAAUAUUCUUUUUAAGGGUUUUGGAUGAUGAAUGUAAAGUUUUUUCUCCUUGUGAUUCUACCUGGCUUGUGCCGCUUUUCUUGAGAUGAUGCAUGUGGUUGUGAAUUGAGAGUUUUUUUCUUGUACAAAAAGAUUCGCAUAUAGAGAAUAGUUGGAUAUUAUAGCUACUAUUGAUUGA
This is a messenger RNA of Ziziphus jujuba (common jujube), 1766 nucleotides long. RefSeq lists its product as uncharacterized. The record is from RefSeq and is a predicted model, not a curated record. The transcript has 5 exons. Gene Ontology annotation, molecular function: DNA-3-methyladenine glycosylase activity. The coding region runs from base 391 to 1545 and encodes 384 amino acids. NCBI's taxonomy places the organism in Eukaryota, Viridiplantae, Streptophyta, Magnoliopsida, Rosales, Rhamnaceae. Gene Ontology annotation, biological process: base-excision repair.